Phyllostomus hastatus (greater spear-nosed bat) is the source of this 3334-nucleotide messenger RNA. RefSeq names its product calpain 12 (gene CAPN12). The record is from RefSeq and is a predicted model, not a curated record. Gene Ontology annotation, molecular function: calcium ion binding; calcium-dependent cysteine-type endopeptidase activity. Gene Ontology annotation, biological process: proteolysis. NCBI's taxonomy places the organism in Eukaryota, Metazoa, Chordata, Mammalia, Chiroptera, Phyllostomidae. Gene Ontology annotation, cellular component: cytoplasm. The coding region runs from base 358 to 2499 and encodes 713 amino acids. The transcript is spliced from 20 exons.
UGACCUCCUGGGGUGAGAAGGUGAACAUGUAGCGGAUGGAGGAGGUGACUGUGAGGUGGCAGAGACAGGGGCUGGGGGGCUGGGUGGCCAUGGAUGGGACUCGGCUCUUGGCCAUCACACCUGGUGUUCACGGAGCACCUACUCUGUGUCAGGCACUGCUCUGAGCGUGUCCCACAUGUUAACCCAUUUGCUUCUCACAAUGAUGCUCUGAGGCACGUCCUAUUGUUGCCCCCGUUAUAGAUAUGAGAAACUGAGGCACAGAGAGGUGAAGUGACUUACCUGAGUGGUAGCGCUGGAAUUCGAAUCCCGGCCCUCUGGCUCCUACCCACCGCUGUCACCUGCCUCACUUGGGUGGGGAUGGUCUUGACAAUUCUACAGGAGGAAAGCCCAUUUUAUAUUUAUUGGUCCAUUUGGAGGGAAACAUACCAGAAAGCUGAGGCACAUCUGGAUGCUACAGAGGUGACAGAGUCCUGCCAGGGCAGCAGACCUGCACUGGGAAGAAAACCGGAAUUCUGUGCCGAGCCCCAGUUCAUCUGUGAGGAUAUGAGCCGGACAGACGUGUGUCAGGGGAGUCUGGGUAACUGCUGGUUUCUUGCGGCGGCCGCUUCCCUCACUCUGUACCCCCGGCUCCUGUGCCGGGUGGUGCCCCCUGGUCAGGGUUUCCAAGACGGCUACGCUGGCAUCUUCCACUUCCAGCUCUGGCAGUUCGGCCACUGGGUGGACGUCGUGGUGGACGACAAGCUACCUGUGCGUGAGGGGAAGCUGAUGUUCCUGCGCUCAGAACAGCGGAAUGAGUUCUGGGCCCCGCUUCUGGAGAAGGCCUACGCCAAGCUCCAUGGCUCCUACGAGGCGAUGCGAGGAGGCCACAUGAAUGAGGCUUUCGUGGACUUCACAGGUGGUGUGGGCGAGGUGCUGUACCUGAGGCAAGACAUUCCAGGCCUCUUCUUGGUUCUGCGCCAUGCCCUGGCCAAGGAGUCCCUCGUGGGUGCCACUGCCCUGAGCGAUCGGGGUGAGUACCGUACAGAGGACGGGCUGGUGAGGGGCCAUGCAUAUUCCGUCACAGGCACGCACAAGGUGUCACUGGGCUUCACCAAGGUGCGGCUGCUGCGGCUGCGGAACCCAUGGGGCCGUGUGGAGUGGACCGGGGCCUGGAGUGACAGCUGCCCACGCUGGGACAUGCUCCCUGCCGAGUGGCGAGACGCCCUGCUGGUGAAGAAGGAGGAUGGAGAGUUCUGGAUGGAGCUGCAGGACUUCCUCCAGCAGUUUAACACCGUCCAGAUCUGCUCGCUGAGCCCUGAGGUGCUGGGCCCCAGCCCGGCGGGAGGGGGCUGGCACAUCCACAUCUUCCAAGGCCGCUGGGUGCGAGGCUUCAACUCUGGCGGGGGCCAGCCUGCUGCCGAAACCUUCUGGACCAACCCCCAGUUCCGGCUGACGCUGCUGGAGCCUGAUGAGGAGGAGCAGGAUGACGAGGGGCCCUGGGGGCGCUGGGGCUCCACCAGAGGGGGCCGAGUCCCCAAGUGCACCGUCCUCCUGUCACUCAUCCAGCGCAAUCGGCGGAGCCUGUGGGCCCAGGGCCUCACGUACCUCACUGUGGGCUUCCACGUGUUCCAGAUCCCCGAGCAGUUGCUGGGCCUCUGGGACUCCCCGCACAGUCGCGAGCACCUGCGGGGCCUGUUGUGCGCGGAGCGCUCACGCUUCUGCGCCCGUCGCGACGUGAGCCGCCGCUGCCGCUUGUGCCCGGGCCACUACCUCGUGGUGCCCAGCACCGCCCGUGCCGGCGACGAGGCCGACUUCACACUGCGUGUCUUCUCCGAGCGCCGCCACACCGCCGUGGAGAUCGACGACGUGAUCAGCGCCGAUCUGCACGCUCUCACGGGCCCCAACAUCCCUCUGGAGCUGGGGUUGGAGCAGUUGUUUCAGGAGCUGGCAGGAGAGGAGGAAGAGCUCAGUGCCCCUCAGCUCCAGACCUUACUAAGCAUCGCCCUGGAGCCUGCCAGGGCCCACACCUGGAUUCCCAGAGAGAUUGGGCUUCGGACCUGUGAGCAGCUGCUGCAGUGUUUCGGGCACGGGUGCAGCCUGGCCCUGCACCACCUCCAGGAGCUCUGGGGACAUCUCCGAAAGUGGCAGGCCAUAUUCGACAAGUUUGACCAGGACGCCUCUGGAACCAUGAACUCCCAUGAGCUGAGGCUGGCGCUGAACGCUGCAGGUUUCCACCUCAACAACCAGCUGACCCAGGCCCUCACCAGCCGCUACCGGGACAGCCGCCUGCGUGUGGACUUCGAGCGCUUUGUGUCCUGCGUGGCUCAGCUGACCUGCAUCUUCCGCCACUGCAGCAGGCACCUGGAUGGGGGCGAGGGGGUCGUGUGCCUGACCCGCAGACAGGUGAGCCCAGGCUGGACAGACGGGGAAGGGGGCGCAGGCAGCCGUCCCAGGAGACCCCCUCCUCAAGCCUGUUUGUCUUCCUUCGCCCAGUGGAUGGAGGUGGCCACCUUCUCCUAGGAUUUGGCACAGGAACACGUGUCGCUGGAGCUGCUGGGAGCCCCGGUCUCCCCUCUGUCAGCCUGGACCAGGCUCAUUCACCCCACAGCAGCGGGGCUCCCAGCAACACCAGCCUCCGGCCACCCUGCACCUCCCUGCCUGGCAUGGGGGCUGAUGCUGACGUUGGGCGGUGGCUCAAGAGUGGCCUCGGGAGCUGCCUGCCUGGAGUUAAUUUCUGGUCCCACAGUUCCCCGGCUGGGUGACGCUGGGCAAGUCACAGCGCAUCUGUGCUCUGCUCUCCGCCCCUGCUUGGCCAGGCGACACACGUUAGUCAGCGCUGCACACCUCGAACAGGACUGGGUCCCCCCCAAGCCCGCCUUCUCCGGGAAGAGGUGGUCUGUCACAGCUCUGCUAGAAAGUGGAGAAUGGAGAUAGGAGAAAGAGGACACUGUAGACUCCUUAAAAAUAUUACAUGUUUUAUUAUCCUGUCCCCAGAAGGGUGGUUUAUCCAGAAACCGAGAAAAAAAAUUAUCAAUCAGAAUAAACCAAAAGAAAAGGGGAGUGGGGGGCGGGGAGGAACAAAACCAUCAACUAACAGGUAGCCAGGCCAGCAGCCCACCCUCCACCUCAGGAGGGUCCCCAGAGCCCACGCCCUAUGACAGACAACGGAAAGAAACCAGUCAGGGACAGGGGGCGGGGCAAGUCAGCGAUGUCUUCAUUAAGAGAGUAAGAGGCGGCAGAGACGUGUUGUUGCUAGGUGAAUAUAUAUUUAUAUAAUAAAUCCGUAAGUUAAUAAAGUAAAUAGUAAUUCUCUGAAGAUUUUAAAUUUUUUAUAGCUUUUUUUGUGAUUUUUGUU